This is a messenger RNA of Camelina sativa (false flax), 1318 nucleotides long. Lineage: Eukaryota; Viridiplantae; Streptophyta; Magnoliopsida; Brassicales; Brassicaceae. The record is from RefSeq and is a predicted model, not a curated record.
UUUGAAUUUUUCAUGUCAGAUACACACACAUAGGGUUUCAUCUCUCUCUCUCUCUCAAUUUCCCCAAAACUUUUCAAAAUCCCUUCAAAUUCCGAAAAUGGAACCUCCGAUUUGUAAACCCAAGCUUCAGAGUCACCUCGAAUUUCUGAAACCGCUUCUCGAUGACUCGAUUAAGCAGCUCUUGUUACAGUACCGAAGCGGACGAACCAAUUUCUCCGAUUUCGACUCCAUCUUCACUCGUAUCCUUCACGAUCUUCCUGGACAGCCACCUCUCGAACUCGUCUGGUUCUAUUCCGCCGUCAGAUUCUACUCUUCCAAAUUAGCUUUCGGGGACGAUUCCGUUAGGUUAACUUCGAGCUUCUUCCAGCUGCUUGUUUCUUUCUCCGAUUCGUUUUCCGGCGUGAAGAAGGUAGCUCUGUUAUCUCCUGUUGUUUAUCAGCUGAGUCGUUUGGUUGUUACUAGGAGGAGAGACGCUUUGAGUUUGUUAGAUGGGAUUGUGAGUUAUAUUAGCAUGCACUGUGUUGAUGAACCAGGAGGUGAAGAAGAUAGUGAUGUUUUGAUGGUCUCUGGGUUUAGUUUUGCUGAUUUGAGUAGAGUUUGGGUUGUGGAUGAAGUUGAAGAGAAUUGUAGAGUUGAUGAUUGUUUGGAGGUCUUCAUGCCAUUUGUUAGUGAAAGAUUGCGUAAAGAGAUUGAUUCUGAGUCCUGUCGCGUUGGUUACUUAGCUGGAAUCGUAGCUUCACAAGUUCUAUUGCUCAGUUCAUGCUUGAGAUUUGAUUCGGAAUCAAGCAGAUCCGAACUAGAAACAGAUCUGCGGGAGUCUGUGCUUCAGCUGAUUUCUGGAUUCCAGAGUUGCUACUUUUUUGAUGUCAUUCUCAAGAUGCUGUUGCUGGAGCCAUAUCUGCAUUUAACCUCACUUCUGGGUCUGGAAGAUGAAGCUCUUUUAACGGAUAUCAUAACAGAUGCUUUGAUUAAAUCAGCAGAUAAGCUAUUCCUCAACCCUGGAAGUGGAACUUCACAAAGAAGUUUACACUUGAAGAACAUUGCUAUUAACUGGUUGUUUCUUUUUGACAAGGCUCUAAGGAGAAAUAAAGAUCAAGAAAAAACCAUCAGCUACAUGAGCACCUUCUCCAAUUCACAUAUUCCUCACCACUUGAUCAAUUGGGUAAUCAGUCAAGGUGAAGUGAUUAGAGAUGCAGACGCAUUGAGAAACUUGACUCCCGCAUCCUUCAUCGGUAAAACUUUUCCUUUAUUACUAAUCAAUAAUGUGUUUGUUUUCCUGAGUGAUUUGUUCCACAGAACAUUUCCAUCUGUUCUCUGA